ACAAGUGCAGACGGCGUCGCUGCUUUGUUUUGGAUCGUAAGUGCGGGUCUUUUGCUCUGCGUAUAUACAAAUAAUCGGGCGUGCUAGGUUACACGGCCCCGUUCUGAGCUCUGAAUCGGCAUAAUGCAAACUCUCGUUCUACUAUUGGCUCUAAUAUUGGCCCUAACGUUGGCAGUGUGCCAAGACGACGAAGAUGAGGGUCGCAAGCCGCAUAUUAUUAUUAUCAUGGCAGAUGAUCUGGGUUUCGAUGAUGUCAGUUUCCGAGGAUCGAAUCGUUUCCUCACGCCCAACAUCGAUGCACUGGCCUACAACGGAGUGAUCAUCAACGAUCUCUACACACCCGCCAUGUGCACGCCCAGUCGAGCGGCGCUGCUCACCGGCAAGUAUCCCAUUAAUACAGGCAUGCAGCAAUAUGUGAUUGUCAACGAUCAGCCCUGGGGUUUGCCUUUAAAUGAGACAACCAUGGCACAGAUCUUUCGCUCCAGUGGCUAUCGCACGAAUCUGCUGGGCAAAUGGCAUCUGGGCAUGUUCCAGCGCAAUUAUACGCCCACCGAAAGAGGCUUCGAUCAUCACUUGGGCUAUCUGGGCGCCUAUGUGGAUUACUACGAUCAGACUUACCAACAGAAUGGCAAACCUUAUGCACGUGGACACGACUUUCGCAAUGAUCUGAAGGUCUCACGCGAUCAAGUGGGUCACUAUGUCACCGAUGUGCUAACCGAUGCUGCCGUCGAGCUGAUCACCACACACAAUGCCAGUGCUCAACCAUUGUUCCUGCUGCUCAGCCAUCUGGCUCCACAUGCAGCCAACACCGAUGAUCCCAUGCAAGCGCCCAUGGAAGAGUUGGCUCAAUUCGAGUAUCUCACAAAUGUCACCGAGCGAUACUAUGCAGCGAUGGUGUCACGGCUGGACAAGAGCGUGGGUCGUGUCAUUGAUGCUCUGGCUCAACAGCAGCUUUUAGAGCACAGCAUUGUUCUGUUCCUGUCUGAUAACGGAGGUCCGACGCUGGGAGAGCACUCCACCACAGCAUCCAACUAUCCUUUGAGAGGCCAAAAACACUCGCCUUGGGAGGGCGGAAUACGCUCCUCGGCAGCCAUUUGGAGCAAGCGAUUCUCACGACUUGGGCGAGUUUGGCGACAGCGUUUCUACAUUGGCGAUGUGCUGCCCACGCUGGCAGCUGCUGCUGGCAUUCAGUUGAACAGUUCCUUGCAGUUGGAUGGCCUCAAUCUGUGGCCAGCUCUGAUGUAUGACUACGAUGCAGUGGAGCGGGAGAUUGUGCACAACAUUGACAACUCGGUGCCUUAUGUGUCAUAUGUGCACGGCAGAUGGAAGUUUGUGAAUGGCACCACGUCCGGUGGGCAAUACGAUGGCUGGCUAUCGGUGCGUCACAAUCAAUCCGAUCCUCGGGCCGAUCACUACGAAGAGGUAAUAAGGAACACCAGUGUGUGGCAGCAGUUGCAGGAGCUGCGUGGUAACUUGGCUUCCAUAAACAUUUCUUCGAUGCGAGAGGAAGCCACUGUGAAGUGUCGAGAACCUCAGCCCGACGAUGUACCUUGUCUGCCUCUAGAGGGUCUCUGUGUCUUCGACAUGGACGAGGAUCCCUGUGAGCAGAACAAUAUCUACGAGAAGAUGCGCGAUGGGCGCUUCAUUACCGAAUACCUUCAACGCAUUGAGGAAUUCAAUAGAAAAGCACGUCCACCGGGUAAUAAACCCGCUGAUCCUCAGUGUGAUCCACGCUAUUAUAACAACGAGUGGACCUGGUGGCAAGAUGAACGUAAUGCAGGCGUCUCUAGGUUACCAAUGUACUUCGAGUAUUUUCUAGUGACUUUAAUGUGGAUUUGGUGGUCUUACUGAAUGUAUUUCAAAUGGAUAUUAAUACUGUAAAUAUGUCUGUAUUUUUGUAGACUGUAAUUGUUAUUGUAAUACAGUAAUUAGUUUCACAUGUUAAUCUAUAAUCUAUAAGGUAUUAGUAAAGUGUGCUUCAAAGUUGAUUUUAAA
Molecule: messenger RNA, 1995 nt
Organism: Drosophila nasuta
Lineage: Eukaryota; Metazoa; Arthropoda; Insecta; Diptera; Drosophilidae
Product: arylsulfatase B
Exons: 6
Coding region: 124-1851 (575 amino acids)
Molecular function (GO): sulfuric ester hydrolase activity
Source: RefSeq, a predicted model, not a curated record